Molecule: messenger RNA, 2712 nt
Organism: Oncorhynchus nerka (sockeye salmon)
Lineage: Eukaryota; Metazoa; Chordata; Actinopteri; Salmoniformes; Salmonidae
Product: gamma-aminobutyric acid receptor subunit alpha-2-like
Exons: 10
Coding region: 101-1474 (457 amino acids)
Biological process (GO): nervous system process; signal transduction; gamma-aminobutyric acid signaling pathway
Cellular component (GO): GABA-A receptor complex; neuron projection; postsynapse
Molecular function (GO): inhibitory extracellular ligand-gated monoatomic ion channel activity; GABA-A receptor activity; benzodiazepine receptor activity
Source: RefSeq, a predicted model, not a curated record
AGGAGAUCCCUCGCACUAGUCAGGUUGCCUUGUUGUCAACCCGCCUUAUUGUUUUGCUGCGACCAAAGCGACAGUUUCCUUGAAGGUUUGGAUUUCAGCAAUGAGAGAGCGAUGGGAUUUAUCGCAUUAUCUAGCGGUGUUCUUCUCGUUGAUGGUACUGUGGCAGUCAAGAUCAAUAGUGGAAUCGUCUGCAUAUGCUUCAGAGGCCUUCAAAAACAACAUCACUCUGUUCACCCGGAUCUUGGACCGCCUUCUGGAUGGCUAUGACAACCGAUUACGACCUGGACUUGGAGAUCGGGUGACAGAGGUGAAGACGGAUAUUUAUGUCACAAGUUUCGGUCCAGUGUCAGACACAGACAUGGAGUACACUGUGGACGUGUUCUUCCGUCAGAGCUGGAUUGAUGAGCGGCUGAAGUUCAACGGGCCCAUGAACAUCCUGCGGCUGAACAACCUGAUGGCCAGUAAGAUCUGGACGCCCGACACCUUUUUCCACAACGGGAAGAAAUCUGUGGCUCACAACAUGACCAUGCCCAACAAACUGCUCCGGAUCAUGGAGGAUGGAACACUGCUGUACACCAUGAGGUUAACGGUCCAGGCAGAAUGUCCCAUGCACCUUGAAGAUUUCCCCAUGGAUUCCCACUCCUGUCCACUGAAGUUUGGCAGCUAUGCCUACACAAUGGCCGAGGUGACGUACAUUUGGACCCGAAACGCAUCAGCGUCAGUGGAGGUAGCACCAGAUGGAUCCAGACUGAACCAGUAUCGCCUUCAGGGACAAACUGUGGGGACAGAGACCAUUAAAUCAAGCACUGGUGAAUACACUGUCAUGACGGCCCACUUCCACCUGAAGAGGAAGAUUGGCUACUUUGUGAUCCAGACCUACCUGCCCUGCAUCAUGACCGUCAUCCUCUCCCAGGUCUCCUUCUGGCUCAACCGAGAGUCUGUACCCGCCAGAACUGUCUUUGGUGUGACCACUGUGCUCACUAUGACAACUCUCAGUAUCAGUGCCCGUAACUCUCUGCCGAAGGUGGCCUACGCCACGGCCAUGGAUUGGUUCAUUGCCGUGUGCUACGCCUUCGUGUUCUCUGCCCUCAUCGAGUUUGCUACCGUCAACUACUUCACCAAAAGAGGCUGGGCCUGGGAUGGCAAAAGUGUGGUGAACGUCAAGCAGAAGAAGGAGGCGUCCGCCAUGAAGAAGAACAACGCCUAUGCUGUUGCUGUGGCAAACUAUGCCCCAAACGUCACCAAGGACCAAAGUGGUCUGCCCACCAUCUCCAAGAGCGCCACCUCUGACCCCAACAAGGCCAAGCCAGAGAUCAAGCCAGAGCAGAACAAGAAGACCUUCAACAGCGUCAGCAAAAUCGACCGUAUGUCCCGGAUUAUGUUCCCCGUGCUCUUCGGUGGUUUCAACCUGGUCUACUGGGCCACCUACCUGAACAGAGAACCAGUCAUAAAGGACAUGGUCCCGUCCAAAUGAGUACAAAAUAUUUAUUUUGCAAAGAGACAGGACUCACUUUAUGCUGCCGGCCCAUGACUGAGGAUCUGUGUGUGAGUUAGGCUACAUGGAGCUGUGGCAUCCACUGGAGUCAGUAUGAUUGCUUUCUAUUGCAGGUGCAUUCAUUACAAGGAGAUAGGCGGGUAAAUUUUAACAAUUUUCUAGUUAAAUUGUCAUUUAUACUUGUAAAAGAGGUUAACAUUAACUUUAAAGUGGUGUAAGGAUUUUAUAUUUAUAUAAAGAAAGAAACCUCUGAUGCUUUAUCUAACUUCUAUUUGAGGUUCUGAUUAAUGAACCUUAAAGAAAACAACUGCCAUGAUUCAAUCAACACGAGAACUAGUGACCAAAUCGUUAUUAUAACCCUUUAUUGAAGACUCCUGUAUUAGAAAGCACAGACACCAAUUUCCUGUUUUUGUUCCAUUAUUAACCCUCACCAUGCCCAUCAUAUCUUACAUACUGUACAUGUUCACGUUUGAGCUUUUCUUUAUGUUUAUUGUCUCAAUUCACACAUUGGAAGGAAAUGUUGCACCAUUUUAUCAUCACACAGUGAACACAGGUACACACAAGUGAGUGUUGAUCCUGCAGGUCCCUACAGUACACCGCUAGACUCACCAUGAGUUCAGGGAUGGAUGAAGGCUCACUGUUCUUAUCGUAGCUUUUGUAAUGACUCACAGGCUCUAAGACACUGACAGAGGGCAGUGAAUGGACACAAAGUGUAAGUGAAACUUGCAGGAAUGUACUGUGUGUCAAUAUGUAAUAUUGAUGUUUUGUAUUUACAGAUUCAUUUAAUGACUUUAUCAAGUACGUGAUUUCCUGUUUCCAAUUUCAUGAGCAAUGUAGCCUUCUUCUCUGAUGUAGAUCAAAGGACCCAAAUACAUCAUGUUAAAUGCUUUACAUUUGGUGAUAUCAAGUUCAUCAAGUAACACUUUAUUUAGUAUUGCAUAGUUUGUUAACAAUUAAGUUAAUUCAUGGGUUCUUAUUUUUUUGUAUAUUUUGUGUGAUUGAGGGCAUCAAGGUUGUCUCUAUUGAUCACUCUUUUAACUCCAUCAUAUGAUCACAUUUCUGUUUUAGCCAUGGGUGAGGGCACUAUACCAUGGCAUUUCUGUUGUAAGUAAAUAUGUAGUUUAGUGGAAAUUGUUACUGUGUUGUACACAAAUUUGGUAUAUUUAAAGAUGUGGCACAAAAUAGAAAAUAAAAAAAUACAUGUUUAUUGUCACACA